Prorocentrum cordatum is the source of this 426-nucleotide messenger RNA. The record is from the annotation of a GenBank genome assembly. Lineage: Eukaryota; Dinophyceae; Prorocentrales; Prorocentraceae.
AUGGUCACCUCUCAAAGCGCACUCGAUGGAGAUUCUGAGUUGGGCCGCUCUCGUGCGGAGCCCGAAGACACCAUCAAGAACUGGGACCUCUGGCCACGGCGCCUCCAGACCUGGCUGGACCAGUUGGCGAACCCCGAUCCACUGGCCCAGCUGGCGAAGCCCGAUCGACUGGCGCCGUCCCGCUGGAAGGAAGCACCCAUGGUGCUGACGCUGCAGCAGGCUGCACGCGGAUUCAAGCACCUGGGCAGCCAGAGCCCGACGGCCGCAGCCUGCGUGAAUGCACUGUGCGCAUGCCUCCCGCUCGCCUCGGCAUGCAGAGAUUACUCCACGCCCACCUCGUCUCCUCUCUCCUCCAGCCUUCCCUCGUCCCGGCCUUCCUCGCUCGAUUCCAGUCUUGGGCACUUGCGGGCAUUAUUUUCACAAUAA